AGCAUUUAUGACCUGUGUUUAAAUAUAAUUGUACGAUAAAAGAGAAAACUUACGUUAAAUUGUAAUUGUAAAUGUAACCGUCCAAGUUGCAGUUUCGGUUUCGAUAUAUUUCGAGAGACGCGGAGUCGAUAAAGUUUCUGAGUCGAUGUACGAGUCGGUAAGGUCGAUCAACUGCAACAGUCGAUCGUGCAUAGUUGCGUGUGUGCAGACUGUACCGCCGCUUCGAGCAGCCGUUUUAUUUACUAAUUGGAGUGCCGAUGUACGGUAGGAAGCGUUAAAUGUGCGUGGAAAAUGUCGAAUCCGGGCGGUAGCAGGAGGAAUGGGGCCAUGAAGAUUCGUUUGACGAUUUUAUGUGCCCGUAAUCUUGCCAGAAAAGAUCUGUUUCGCCUGCCAGACCCUUUUGCUAAAAUAAUUGUUGAUGGUUCAGGUCAGUGUCAUAGUACACAUACGUGCAAGGCAACUUUAGAUCCUAUGUGGAAUCAACAUUAUGACUUGUAUAUUGGAAAAGAUGAUGGUAUUACAAUAUCAGUUUGGAAUCACAAGAAAAUCCAUAAAAAGAAAGGUGGAGGAUUUUUAGGAUGUGUACGAAUAUUGUCUAAUACAAUUCAAAGACUGAAGGAUACAGGAUAUCAGCGAUUAGAUCUUUGCAAAGCACAUUCAGAUGAUACAGAUGUAAUUAAAGGAGAAGUUGUAAUAUCUCUUUUAUCACGAGAUGGCCACAAUGGUGCUGUGAGUAAUACAGUGGGUCAUAAUGCUGUAGUCGAUGUUCUUGGAGAUUUGAGCUGUCCAACUGAUUUGCCAGAUGGAUGGGAAGAAAGAAGAACUCGAAGUGGGCGACUGUACUAUGUUAAUCACUAUACUAGAACUACACAGUGGAUUCGUCCAAAUGCGCGACCCACCAAUGGUAUAAUACCAACUACACCAGAACCACCACCAUUACCAUCUUCUGAACCUACGUCUCCUAGUGGCAGUGGUAGUCCACCUAAUAUAAGAACAGAAAGUCCUACUAGAAGUACAGCUGAAUGGAAUGGGGAUGGAACACCCAGUAGAACUCCCAGUAGAGAUAGUUCUGCUCCAAAUACACCAAGAAAUACACCAACACAACAGCAGAACAGAAAUCAACAAAAUCAACAUAAUACGAGAAAUGUAACACCUGCAUCAUCAAGGGAACGACGACCAGCACGAGCAAGCGACGAACAAAAUGGCAAUCAGAAUGGUAAUGUUAGGCCAGAACGUAGUAUUAACAAUGCUCAACUACGAAGACCGUAUCGAAGUAAUAGAAAUAGAAAUAGCAUAGUGGUUCAUAACGAGAGGAGGUACGAUCCUCCGCAACCACCAGAUUUACCUAGAGGUUAUGAAAUGAGGAAAACACAACAAGGUCAAGUGUAUUUUUAUCAUGUACCAACGGGUUCAUCUACCUGGCAUGAUCCUAGAAUACCUCGCGAUUUACCAGCCAAUGAAUUAGCAAAUGAACUUGGUCCAUUACCGAGCGGUUGGGAAAUGCGACAAACACAAAGUGGUCGUGUUUAUUUUGUUGACCACAAUAACAGAACUACUCAAUUUACUGACCCUAGACUGUCCAGUCAAAUCAUAAGCAAUUUGUUAAAUAGGCGACAGAAUAGCACAACUAAUCAAACUACAAGUAAUUCAAAUAAUUCAACUGCAGCUGCAAAUGAAUCUGCAGAAAUAGAGACACCUGUAUCACCAAGUAUUCAAAGCAAUAUAGUUCAACAAAGGCCAAGAACAGAAAAUGGAAGUAAUAAUAAUUCCCCAACAUUGGAAAAUACGUCGACUCAAAAUGCUCAAACUGUAUCAGAAUUGCCAAAGGAACUAAUGGACAAUGAGCUACUGCCGAAAUAUAAACGUGAUUUAGUAGCAAAAUUAAAAUGUUUAAGAGCAGAAUUGAAUGCCCUUCAGCCUCAAAGUGGCCAUUGUAGACUUGAAGUAUCAAGAAAUGAAAUAUUCGAAGAGUCAUAUAGAUUAAUAAUGAAAAUGCGACCAAAAGACAUGCGUAAAAGACUUAUGGUAAAAUUUCGCGGUGAAGAGGGUCUUGAUUAUGGUGGAGUAGCGCGAGAAUGGUUAUACUUAUUAUCGCAUGAGAUGUUAAAUCCACAAUAUGGGCUUUUCCAAUAUUCAAGAGACGAUAAUUAUACACUUCAAAUUAAUCCAGAUUCAGGAAUAAAUCCAGAACAUUUAUCGUACUUCCACUUUGCUGGCAGGAUAAUAGGAAUUGCCGUUUUUCAUGGUCAUCAUAUAGAUGGAGGUUUUACAACUCCAUUUUAUAAAAUGUUGCUUAAUAAAGCAAUUACUCUUACUGAUAUAGAAGGAGUUGAUCCGGAAUUACAUAGAAGUCUUACAUGGAUGUUGGAAAAUAGUAUAGACGGAGUGUUGGAUGCUACCUUUUCAGUGGAACAUAGUAGUUUUGGAGUGUUGAAAAAUCAUGAACUUAAACCAGGUGGUAAAGACAUUCCUGUAACCGAAGAAAAUAAAAAGGAAUAUGUACGUUUAUACGUAAACUAUCGCUUUAUGCGGGGAAUUGAACAACAAUUCCUAGCAUUACAAAAAGGAUUCCACGAAUUAAUUCCACCUCAACUAUUAAGACCUUUUGAUGAAAGGGAAUUAGAACUGGUUAUUGGUGGUUUAGGAACAAUCGAUAUUAACGAUUGGAAAAUGCACACACGGUUAAAACAUUGCACACCUGAUACGCCAGUAGUAAAAUGGUUUUGGCAAAUAGUAGAAUCUUAUGGAGAAGAAAUGAGAGCUCGAUUACUUCAGUUUGUUACUGGAAGUUCUCGAGUUCCCUUGCAGGGUUUUAAAGCUUUACAAGGAUCAACAGGAGCGGCAGGUCCACGAUUAUUUACAAUACAUGCUGUUGAUGCGCCAAGAGAAAAUUUACCAAAAGCGCAUACCUGUUUCAAUAGAAUAGAUAUUCCAGAAAGUUAUCCCAGUUAUCAGAAAAUGCUUGAUAAACUUACACAAGCAGUUGAGGAAACUUGUGGUUUCGCUGUUGAAUAAUAGGUAAAAAAAUAUAAUUUUAAUGCAUUAAUAUAAUAUAUUUGUUUUAUAUAAUGAGCACACUUUCAUAGUAGGAAAUAUUUGUCGACAGAUUUUGCUGUCGUCAAAUUAAAAAUAAAUUUUUGAAGUACCAAGAGAUGUUAUUGACGAGAGUAUGGGUAGUAUUAUAGAAUGAAAAUGUUAAUACAUAAAAAGUCAGAAAUAAUUCUGACAAUGUUUUGUACAAAUAAUUAAAUGACCUUGAUGGUUGUAAUGAUUUUUAAGUCAUUAUCGAUUGGUACAUUAUGUAUGUGAACACUCUUGUGAUUUACACACUUCGUCCAAGAACAUUUUAAUGAAUGGUUCCUCAAAAGUUCUGGUUAUAUUGGUCCUUUAUUAAACUAUUUAUUAUUCAGUGACUGAUAGAAAUGUGAAAUUAUAAUUUCAUUGAGGUAAAUAUGUUCAUUGGCCUAAAUUUUCAUUUUAUUUAUAUUAAUCGUCAUAACUCUAGGCUCAAUAAUUUACUUAUAAGAUCACUAUCAAAGAAUACUUCAUUAUCUUCAAGAAAUGAUAAAAAAAUAUAAAAAUCAUGCAUGCACAAAUAUGUAUAGAAAAUGAAUUCUUUCAUAUAAUGAAAAACAUUGUUCAACUAAAAAUACGCUCGUGUUGGUAUUUUAUAUUAAACAAAAAUACUAAAAAGUGAAGAGAACAAAAAGUAUACUAAUCAUUUAAGAAUCUCAUAACUUAAUUUAUACAAUGCAUUAUUUAUAAUGAAUUUUAAAUCAAUCGGACAAUGUAUUUCAUUUUCGAAAGCUUUCAAUUUCUUUUUGAUUAAAUGUAAUCACAACAUGCACAGUCAAUUAAUGAUUCCACAUUAACAAUCUUUCAAAAAAUAGAGUUUAGUAAAAAAUAGGAAUAUAUACUCAAAUUUACGCUAUUAUAGUCAAAUAUCAAUUAAAAAACAGUGUUGGGUAUUUAGUAUUUUAUCGUGUAUUAUUUCAAGUCGGUCAUGGUGAUUGAGGGAAAAAUACGAAAUAUAUGCAUCAUGACCUUAGAUGCAAGUGUCUUCAAUUGAAAUUAAUGAAUAUGAAAUACUUUUAUCAGUUAGAAAAGAUGGUAUACAUGUUCUUAGUAUUAAAAAUUACUUCUAUUGGUAUAUGGACACUUACUUCGAGGAAUUUUGUAACGCAAUUGGCAAGUUUUGUUGUUGCAGCACAACUUGAAUUGUGCGAAAAUCAUUGUUGCUUGUUUAGGAGCCAAUAGUACUGAAUGCGUUAACAAAAUGUAAAUAGUACAGUGUUUAAUAUAAAAGUAACACGAGCGUAUAAUGUGUGAGCCAAGUUGGCUUCGCACAAUAAAAACGCAUCAGUUCUAGGCUAAAUCAUAAAUUGUGUACAUUAGCUUUAAUUUAAAAAAAUUGAACACAUAUUUAAAGAGUUUAUUCGACGAGUUUGUGUAAAAUUAAAAUGGUUUUUACUCGAAUUGACUCUUUGUUGUAGUUCAUGAAAUAAUCUAUACUUUACUAUUAGCGCUUAGUAAAGCAUAGAAACACUUAUUUAUCGCACGAACCCUUUAGUCUUUAGCAUUUACUUUUAUUGUAAAAAAUAUCUAAUGGCUGAUAGCACUAAUCAUCAUUUCGUAUUAUUAUUGCAUUAUUGUAUUUUAUUCUGCACGUAACUGUGAUCAAACAUAUCACGAAAAGAGAAGAAAUAGUGGGAGACACCUUUACAGAUUUGUUUGGAUAUUAACUUAUUUACUCGUUCCAUUUUUUUUUUCAAACUGUAUACGUUUAUGUUUAUAUUCAUUUUGAUAAUUAUUUUGUUAAAAAUCUUUGUAUUUUAUAUUUAAACACAUAAAAGUAUCAUCCGUUUUACAUUUGAAAAACGGUCUGAUUACUUUGCUUUUGUAUCUUCGAAAGUUUUACUAUUAAUUUUAUUAAUUAUCAAUAAAAUUAAUAAUAAAACGAAGAUAUAUAUUAUUUUUUGCAUAUUUAACAGUAUAAUAUUAACAUUUAGACAUAGUCGUUUCAGUUUAAAAUGACAAAAAAUAUAACAGUGAUAAUUGCCCUACAUUUGAAAAAUAUUGUAAAAACAGUAUUAAUUGAAUAAUAUUGCUAAUUUAGGAAUAUUCAAUCAAACAAUAUUAUUCAUAUUUUUCUUACUUCUAUUAAUGUUUUAAGACAAAUUCAAAUUUUUAAUUUAAAUCAAUUUAUUAAGAAUAUAAUCUAUGUAUAAUAUUCUUAAAUUGAAUAUCUACAAGCACAAUGAGGGUCUCCCACAAAUAUUUAAGCUUUUUUCAACUUCUGUCACGUAUAAGGGGAAUAAAGGCCUUAUUAGUGCCUUGGAGUUGAUGUCAAUAUGAAAAGUAACAAAUAUUAUGCCAUCAUAUUUUGGAAUAAAAAGUAAUAGUGCAUGCAAAUUUAAGGGGAAAAGAAUGAUUAAUUUCAAAAACAUCUAAAAAUGUCACAAUGUAAAUUUUACAAGUGUAUGUAUAGAUUAUUAGAGAAUAAAUAACUUUAUAAUUAAGAAAUGAAUAAAAAUUGAUAAUAAGGUCACCAUUUAGGCAAAUAUUGCCAAAGAAUAUUUAAAUUAUUCAAAUUUUUAAAUAUUUAUUGAAUAUUAGAAAUCCUUUUUAAUUCAUUAUCUCUUGCUGUUAGGUGAAAAAGAAAGCAUAUAUAAAUAUAUAUAUUGAAAGAAAUGAUACAUAUAAAUAUUUUAUAAAUAAAUGAUCUACAAAUCAAUAAUGCAAUAAAUACUAUCUUGAAGAAGCUUCGAUAUAUUUAAAACAUGUUACAUGCAUGGAGAAUCAAAGAGAAUUUAAUAUAUAAAAUUAAGAUUAGUGAAAAGAAUAAUUCAUGUUAUAAAACACAUAUCACUAUGUGCAAUUGAAUUUUGGUUAAUUUUUCAUUGAUGCAAUAUAAUGCAAAUGCUUUCAAAGCUUUUCAACAGCCUAAUUACAUAAAGCUUUAGCAGGAGACAAUUUAAACAAGACAAGACAAAAACGAAAAGUACAAAAUUAAAAAAUGAUGUAAUACAUAUCAUGUGAACUGUCACAGCGACAUGAAGUCUCAAAUGCGAACGUAAUUUUAAUUAAAUUCAAUAAUUAUUAAUGCAUUACGGGUAUAAAUGCUCUCUUGAAUUGUAUAAAUGUUUUAAAGUUCUUAAUAAAGGUAUAUGGUGACCGAA
This is a messenger RNA of Frieseomelitta varia, 6179 nucleotides long. RefSeq names its product E3 ubiquitin-protein ligase SMURF1 (gene Smurf). The record is from RefSeq and is a predicted model, not a curated record. The coding region runs from base 292 to 3015 and encodes 907 amino acids. The transcript is spliced from 12 exons. Gene Ontology annotation, molecular function: ubiquitin protein ligase activity; protein binding. Gene Ontology annotation, biological process: negative regulation of BMP signaling pathway; ubiquitin-dependent protein catabolic process. Lineage: Eukaryota; Metazoa; Arthropoda; Insecta; Hymenoptera; Apidae.